Molecule: messenger RNA, 1755 nt
Organism: Coniosporium apollinis CBS 100218
Lineage: Eukaryota; Fungi; Ascomycota; Dothideomycetes
Product: ubiquitin thiolesterase
Exons: 3
Coding region: 1-1755 (584 amino acids)
Biological process (GO): regulation of proteasomal protein catabolic process; protein deubiquitination; proteasome-mediated ubiquitin-dependent protein catabolic process
Molecular function (GO): cysteine-type deubiquitinase activity; protein binding; proteasome binding
Source: RefSeq, a predicted model, not a curated record
AUGCUGACAGGAAGGUGCUCAGUUAUCGUCAAGCACCAGGGCAAACGCCACAACGUCGAACUCGACCCCUCCUCCACCGGCGAGACGUUCAAAUACCAGCUUUACUCCCUUACUGGUGUUGAGCCAGAGCGUCAAAAGAUUCUCGUCAAGGGUGGCCAGCUGAAGGAUGAUGCGGACCUGUCGAAGCUGGGUGUUAAGCCCGGCCAUACCUUCAUGAUGAUGGGGACACCUUCCGAGGGCGCCGUAAAGCUCGAGAAGCCCAAGGAGAAGAUCCGCUUCCUGGAGGACAUGACGGAGGCUGAAGCCGCGCAGUCGGAGGGCGCCACACCAGCCGGCCUGCAGAAUCUGGGGAACACAUGCUACAUGAACUCUACGCUCCAGGCACUCAGGUCGAUUCCUGAGCUACACGAUGAGCUUCUGCGCUACAACGCAAGCUCAAGCUCCAGCGGCCCCAGCAACCUAAGCCAGUUCGGCCUUGGUGGAUUAGGCGCCUCUCUGGACCUGACUGCCUCCCUACGCGACCUCUUCAAGCAGAUGUCCGAGACCCAAGAAGGCUUCCCUCCGCUCAUGUUCCUCAAUGCCCUGCGCACAGCUUUCCCUCAGUUCGCCCAGCGGGCCAAAGAUGGUCACGGCUACGCACAACAGGACGCUGAAGAGGCAUGGUCACAGAUAGUGUCGCAGCUGCGACAGAAGUUGAAGACGAACAACGCAGACUCGAGCUCAGAGCAGGCUAAAGACAUGUCGUUCAUCGACAAAUACAUGGCGGGGAAAUUCGAGUCUGUGAUGGAGUGCGACGAGUCCGCCGCAAGGGAAGGUGGGGAGGAACCCAUCAAGAGCCAGGAGCAGUUUUUCAAGCUCAACUGCCACAUCAAUGCCGAGACGAACCAUCUGCGGGAUGGCCUGGCUGCAGGUUUGAAGGAGCAGAUCGAGAAGAACUCGCCCGUACUGGGGCGAAACGCGAUCUAUACGAAGACUUCCCAGAUCUCCAGACUACCGAAGUACCUUCCAGUUCACUUCAUGCGGUUUGACUGGCGUCGAACGACCAACAAGAAGGCCAAGAUCAUGCGCAAAGUCACGUUCCCACAAGAGCUCGAUACCGUAGAGUUCUGCACAGAGGACUUGAAGAAGAAGCUCGUUCCUAUCAGGGAUAAGAUUCGAGAGAUCCGGAAGGAAGAGGAAGAUGUCGAGCGCGCCCGCAAGCGGCAGAAGCGGAUACAGCGCGGAGAGGAGGACGCCAACAUGGACCCUGAAAUCAGACCCAAGGGACCUGCUAACGAAAAGAAGCUUGCCAAGGAUAAGGCUGAAGCCGCGAAGACUUCCUCGGGAGACACCGAGAUGCAGGACGUCGUGUACAAGACGGAUGCGGAGAUCGAGGCCGAGCGCGCUGCAUCGAUUCUUGCGGCGAAGAAGGAACUACUUUCGCUCGUCACUCCUGAACUAGCGGCUGACGAUGGUGCGAACCAGACGGGGCUUUAUGAGCUUCGUGGCGUCAUCACGCAUCAGGGUGCCAGUGCUGACAGCGGUCACUACACGUCCUUUGUCAAGAAGGAGGGCCGCAAGGAUCCGGUGACUGGCAAGCGGAGAGAGGAGGACGGCAAGUGGUGGUGGUUCAACGAUGACAAGGUCUCCGAGGUGGAACCGGAGAGAAUAGAGACCUUGUCUGGUGGCGGCCAGAGUCACUCAGCCCUCAUUCUUCUCUACCGCGCCGUUCCCCUUCCUACCCUAGAUGAGCAGGCCGAGGAGAACAAAGCUUGA